Molecule: messenger RNA, 1395 nt
Organism: Spinacia oleracea (spinach)
Lineage: Eukaryota; Viridiplantae; Streptophyta; Magnoliopsida; Caryophyllales; Amaranthaceae
Product: protein FAR1-RELATED SEQUENCE 5-like
Exons: 5
Coding region: 1-1395 (464 amino acids)
Biological process (GO): regulation of DNA-templated transcription
Source: RefSeq, a predicted model, not a curated record
AUGGAGGGCAGUGGGGCUGAAAUUGGUGACGAAAAUGGUGAAGGUAGUCGCAAGGUUGAAGGAGAAGAAGAAGAAGAAGAAGAAGAAGACUUCAUAUGGAGGUACAAACCACAAUCCUCCUCCGACGAAGAGGGUGGUGAGGGUUGUUUCACAACCCCAAAAAAGCAAACGGUUGUAACUGCCUACGGGGAAGAGGAGGAAGUUCUUGAAUUGAAGGUUGGUAUGGUGUUUCCUGGUUGGGAGGAGAUUGAACAACAGUUUAGGGGGAUUAUUACUUAUAACCAGAAGAAGUUUUUAAGGGAAAAUCCUCAUGUGUUGACACAAGCGAAUGUAUGUUCGAAAUCUGGUAUGUCUGUGGCUCAAACUUAUAACUUAAUGGCGAUGCAACGGAAUGGCAGAGGUAGAAUGCAUUUCCUACGGAAGGAUCUUAAUGAUGUGGUUGCGAAGGAGAGGAAGGCUAGGACUAGUGGUGGUGAUGCAAAGCGGCAAGGUGCAAAUGGGAUGUUGCAGGAUGUUUUAUGGGUUGAUGCUCGUAGUAGAGCUGCUUAUGAGGAAUUUGGUGAUGUUGUUGGCUUUGAUAGUACGUACUUGACCAAUAAAUAUAAAAUGCCGUUUGCGAACUUUGUUGGUGUAAAUCAUCAUGGUCAGAGCAUAUUACUUGGAUGUGCGCUUGUUUCGCAUGAAAAUAGUGACACAUUCGAGUGGAUUUUCGGUAAUUGGUUAGAAUGUAUGGGUGAUAAAGCCCCAAUUUGGAUCUUAACUGAUAAAGAUCCCGCGAUGAGGAGGGCUUUGAGAUCAACCAUGAGCGAUACAUGUCAUAGGUGGUGCAUAUGGCACAAUCUUCAGAAGUUUAGUAGGAAGCUUGGAACGCAUUUAGAGUACCCCGAUUUAAAGGUAGACUUGGAGCGGGCAAUAUAUGAUAGUCUAACAUGUGAUGAGUUCGAAUUAAAUUGGGCAACAGUUAUGGAGAGGUACCAGGUUGAUGAUGAUUGGCUUGAAGGGUUGUAUGCGGAAAGGAACAUAUGGGUUCCUACCUAUGUGAAGCAUUUAUUUUGGGCUGGCAUGAAGACGACCCAACGAGUUGAAAGUAUCAACAGCUUUUUUGACCAAUUUGUACACAAGCAUACUCAUUUGUAUGAGUUUGUUGAGGCUUACUGUGAAGCAAUGGAGGCAAGGGCAAAUGAAGAAAGUAUGGCAGAUACCAGGACUGCGAGAAAUUUGAGGCAAAUUGUCACCUGUUCCCCAGCCGAGGAACUUUUCCAGAAAAUAUACACGGACGCCAAAUUUCAUGAGGUCCAAAGAGAGUGUAGUAGGGUACUGUAUGUGCGGUGUUUGAUUAAGAAAAUGUUGGAUGAUUCUGUUGAAGAGUACGAGCUUGAGGAUAGGGUUGGAUAA